Messenger RNA from Micropterus salmoides (largemouth bass), 3195 nucleotides. RefSeq names its product transcription factor E2F6-like. The record is from RefSeq and is a predicted model, not a curated record. The transcript is spliced from 5 exons. The coding region runs from base 141 to 2258 and encodes 705 amino acids. Lineage: Eukaryota; Metazoa; Chordata; Actinopteri; Centrarchiformes; Centrarchidae. Gene Ontology annotation, cellular component: RNA polymerase II transcription regulator complex. Gene Ontology annotation, biological process: regulation of transcription by RNA polymerase II. Gene Ontology annotation, molecular function: DNA-binding transcription factor activity, RNA polymerase II-specific; RNA polymerase II cis-regulatory region sequence-specific DNA binding; protein dimerization activity.
CUUAACGCUGGAGAAAAGCCGGAUAAAGACGCGUUCGCUCUAUGAAGAUUCAGAGUCGGACAAUGAGGACCUGAUUCAACCGGAGUGUGACGUGGAGGACAACAGAGUGGAUUACCUCGUCCUAGAUCAAACAAUGGAAGAUGAAGAUGAGGAGGAGGAGGAUGGUGAAGAUGAUUACAGACCACGUCCAUCAACAUCCAUUGCUUCUCCCACCUCUCAGCCACAGUCUCCCCCUUCCUGUGACAGACUCCACCCCCCCUCAGCCAGAUGAAGACAUGGAUGGUGACGAAGGUUACAGGACAGAGCCAUCAACAUCCAUCACCUCUCCCACCUCUCAGUCACAGCAAGGCUGCUCUACUCAACAGAUGUCUGCACCUGUUCCUCAGCCACAGUCUCCAUUUCCUGUGUCGGACUCCAUCCCCCCUCAGCCAGAUGAAGAGGAGGAAGAAGAAGAAGAAGAGGAGGAAGAAGAAGAGGAGGAGGAGGAGGAGGAGUACAUGGAUAUGGAUGAUGAUGAGGAGGAGGAAGAUGAGGAGGAGGAGGAGUACAUGGAUAUGGAUGAUGAUGAGGAGGAGGAAGAUGAGGAGGAUAUGGAUGAUGAUGUUGAGGUUGAAGAAUACACACCGGGGCCAUCAGCAAGGUCACCAUCCCCAAAGAAACGCCGUCUCAGUGAGUCUGCCACUUCGAGAUUGAGAGAGGAUGAAGACUGGGACGAAGAUCGGUGGCAUAACGGAGAAGAGACAGAUAAACAACCGGAUCCACUCAGGUUCACGCCCACCAGGAAGCCUGGCCCCACCUUUGAUACCACCAACUCAUGGUCUCCUCUUUCACUUUUCCAGCUGUUUUUUAGCACCUCUGUUGUCCGCACCAUCAUCACCAACACAAACAUUAAUGCUGCCAAGAGAAAGCUGGCUGGAUUCAAGUUUCUUUGGAAACCUCUGACAGUGAAAGAUUUCUAUAUUUUCCUGUCCAUUAUCAUCUACUCUGGGCUUGUAAAAGUGCAUACCAGAUCUGACUUUUGGAGAAAGGAAUGGCCAUACAACUUCCGAUUCCCUGGAGAUACAAUGUCACGGGAUCGCUUUGAAAGCAUCCUAUGGUCCCUGCACCUGAGCGACCCGGCAGAAGACGAAGAUAACGACCGCAAGAAGAACACUGCAGAGUACGACCGACUCUUCAAGAUCAAACCCUUGUACACUGAGAUAGUGAAUGCCUGCAAAGUACACUUCCAGCCUUAUCGGAACAUUUCCAUAGAUGAAAGGAUGGUGGCUACUAGGUCUCGCAUAAGUAGGAAGCAGUACAUGGAGGCAAAGCCCAGAAAGUGGAGGUACAAAUUAUUUGUCCUUGCGGACUCCUUAACGUCCUACACGUGGAAUUUUUUAAUCUAUGAUGGGAAGAGUAGGAACAAUUCAGGCAAGGGUUUGAGCUACACUUCAGUAAUGGACCUUUUGCAAUUCCCAGUCCUCGGUCGCGGCUACACACUGUUUGUCAACAAUUUCUAUUCCAGUGUUGACGUCUUUGAGGAAUUGUCCAGACAAAACAUUGGUGUAUGUGGGACAAUCAGAAAAAAUCGGGUUGGCUUUCCGAAGACCACAAAGAAUGACCUGCCAAAGAAAGCUGAAAGGGGAGAUAUGCGGUGGAUACGUCAAAACAAACUUCUGUUUGUAAAAUGGAUGGACGCGCGUGAAGUGACGAUGUGCUCCACUGUGCAUGAAGCAUUUAGCGGACAGACUGUGAAGAGGAGAGUGAGAAAGGCUGGCGUGUGGCAGACCAAAGAUGUGCCCGUUCCCGAUGCUGUUUUAAAGUACAAUCAGAGCAUGGGUGGCGUGGAUUUGUCCGACGCUUUGACUGGCUACUACACUGUGCACCAUAAAACUCUGAAAUGGUAUAAGACCUUCUUUUACUAUUUUAUGGACAUCGCUGUGGUCAACAGCUUCCUUCUUCAUAAGGAACUAUACAAAAGGAAGAACCAUCCCAACAUGAAAAGGCUUUUCAACCAGAAGCUCUUCAGGGAGACACUCGCUUCAGAAAUGCUGAAGUUUGCCAAAGCUUCAGAACCACCUCCAACACCACCAGCAACCUCCUGCAUGCCUGCAUAUCAUGGAGACGAUGGUACCCAAGCCAGGAGGUACUGCAAGCGAUGUCAAUCGGCUGGCAUCAAAAGGAUGAAGACACCUGUGUACUGCACGGCGUGCCGGGUCUCUCUGUGCUUCACUUCUAAAAGGAACUGCUUCAUGGAGUGGCACAAGAAAUCAGAUUAAAUGAGAGCAGUUGAACCCCUUUUAUUUCUUUUGUUGGCCAUGGGUGGAGCAGAGGACACUUUAUUCAUUGAAAGUACUUUUCUUUUUUUUUUCCCUAAAUUUUCCAUCCAUGGACCUAAAAUCCAAAUGUUUGGAUAUGUUGACAUAUUUGAAAAUACGUAAACACAUGUUGCAUUGCGUGUAAAAAAAACCUUUUGUGAUAUAAGUGAGUUUAAAAGAAUUUUAGAGUUUAGUCCCUGAGAAAUUUCAAACGGCACAAACGAUCCUCAGAUUUCCAGUUUGGAGAUUCCGCCCAAACACGCCUUUGCUAAAAACCUCACUAACGUCUGUUCUGCUUCACUUUAUUAGAAUCAGUCAGGUAAUGUUCAGAUGUUGUGCUGUGGUUUAUAAGAGGUUUUGGGCUGUAAUUCCAUAAUUCUGAAGGGGAUAUUCUCUCUAAAAAUGUACAGUUUGAAAUCUUUCAUUUAUGCAGUGUUCCAUCUUCAUUUACUCCAACUCAGUAGCAUCUAUACUUAUGCUUACCUCUGCUGAAACCCCACAAGUGUUAUCUCUAAUAUGAUUAUUUGUAUAGAUCUUGCAGAGGUAUACUAAUAUUUGAGUAGGUGUCUGAGUCAGAGGCCUAUGGAGUAAAAAUAAUAUAAACUUGUAUGGAUAUUUUAUAACUAAUAACCAAUAAUAGCUCUUGUAGAGCACCACUUUUAGGUGCCUACAGAACAGAAACAUCAGCGCCCAUCUUCUCUUUCAGCUAUUCGGUCACUGCAGUGUGCAUUCAGUUGCUAGUCAUUUGCUAUUAUAUAGCAUAUCCUAACUGUAUUUGAACAUGUAUACUUGAAGCCUUGAACUAGGAAGUAGGAACCAAUGUGCAGGAAAAUAAAUUGUCAUCAAAUAUUAAAUGCGAAAUAUACUGUGCAAAAGAUGUUUUUCAGCUCUGUGUGUG